AUGUCUGGCUUCGAAGUCGCAGGCAUUGUCCUAGGGACACUUCCUCUUGUGGUUACAGCCUUGGAGGCUUACAGCAACUUCCUGCGAGACUGGGGCAAGGCUCCAGCCGAGCUGAGGAGUCUCAACCGGCAGUUGUCCACUGAGCAGACGAGACUACGCAACGUCUGUGAACAGCUUGUUAGCGAUGUAGUGCCGCACCGAGAUGUUGAGCCGAUGCUGCAAAAUGCAUUUGGGCCUCUGUGGCAGGAGAAGGAGACCAACGACAAGAUUCGGCGGAGGCUGUGGGAUUCGUACGGCCCGUUCGAGGAUACUAUCAAGGAAGUCGAAGAAGCUCUAGACAGUGUGAUCAAGCGACUGAGAAUUGAUGUAUCGCAGGAUGGAAAAGUUCAAUGGAUUGAAAGAAAGAUGGUCACCCGCGACUUCAAGAAGCUGCUCUACCGUCUCAAUCGAAAGGACUACCAAGAAGCUCUCGAGGCCAUCUCCAAGGGUGUCACAAGCCUUGAGGGCCUGGCACAACAGAGCAUCAAACUUGAGCCCAGACGCCGAAAGCAGUCGCGAUGCAAGGUUCUCAACGUCUUGAGAGAUCUAUCCACAAGCAUCUACCGGGCCCUCUGCUCCAGUAUUCUUUGUACUGACUCGCAUGACACGAAGAACUCGAAGCGUGUCUCAUUCGGCAUUGAUCGAGCACUUUCCCGUUUACGUCUGACGGAGCCUGCCACAGAUGUGACGCCUAACCUGAAGACGGCUAUGGCUUUGUUCAAUCGACCUGUUACCGACAUUGCAUUCAUCAAAACCCCCGAGGAGAGCAAUGAUACGCCAACAAUAACCCCUCUCAAUCUAUGUCUCGCUCUCCAAAACGCUCACAAAGAGAGACCCCAAUGCUAUGGUCACCUGAUCGAUCAACAAUGUAGCCACCGCCACUUCCAAGUGUGUCCGCUGGGGACCGCAAUCGACAGCGAUGGCUGGUCGAUAGUGACUCUUGACGAAGUUCUUGAGGGCAAAAAAGGACUCACGCCAUUAAUAUCGUUGGCGGAAAAGGUCAGGCUCGCACUUGCCAUAGCCUCUAGUGUACUCCAGCUGAGCAAGACUCCUUGGCUUCCCGAGGCACUAACUCGGAAGAAUGUGCAUUUCUUCAGACGCGGCGAUUCGCUCUCAUACGAACAUCCGUUCCUACAGAGGAGACUCCCCGAACAUUCAGCCAAAUACCCCAGAAAUGGCAGUGAGAGCGAGAGCUGCUCACUUUCAAACAACCCUACGCUCUUUGCACUCGGCAUACUGCUGCUGGAGAUUAUCCUAGGUUCUUCACUCGACCAGCUAUGGAAGGCAGACGACAAAGGCCCAGAUGACGAAAACCCGAGUCUCAUUCGCGACUUGAUUAUUGCGAAUCGGAUGCUGGAGCAGAGAGUUGCCUUGAUUAACCCAGCGUACAAAGCAGUGGUAGAAAGGUGUAUAGGAUGUACUGAAUCUAAGGGGCUGGACGAAGAGGAAUUCCGACAGACUGUUUACAAUGGCGUUGUCAUGGAACUAGAAGCAAUAUCUGAGUUUACAAAGCUGGGGAUAUAA
Fusarium vanettenii 77-13-4 is the source of this 1563-nucleotide messenger RNA. RefSeq lists its product as uncharacterized. Lineage: Eukaryota; Fungi; Ascomycota; Sordariomycetes; Hypocreales; Nectriaceae. The transcript has 3 exons. The record is from RefSeq and is a predicted model, not a curated record. Bases 1 to 1563 code for a protein of 520 amino acids.